GAUAGAUGAGACUGCUCUGCAUGCGAUGUCCUGUGUUUGCAUAGACGAAAACACCUUUCGAUAUGCAAGAUGGGGAAGGAUAUUCCUGUAGACUGCUUUUAUUUCCAGCUGUGCUCAUUGAAUGUUUUGAAACCCUGCUUGGAUCUGUGCUAAACCCAUGGGCGUCUACAUCGAAGUCAAGCCUGACGAGAAUUUCGAUCCAGCUCACAGCUAGCGCAUGAUAAAUUAACCCCUCUGCUUGCAUGUGAAGAGCUAGAUGUGGAUUAAAGCACUGACGACCAGAUCAACACUGAGUGUUUGACGGAGAAGUGUAUUGGCCAAACAAACCAGCAAGGAUACCUUCAUCGAAGCAACCGAGAAGCCACAUUUUAAGGACGAUGGACACCUUGUCCCAGAGCUCCAGGCUUGAGUGCCAAAUCUGUUUCAACUACUUCAGCCAAUGGCGCCGUCCCAAACUCCUGCACUGCCAGCAUACCUGCUGCUCCGUGUGUCUGAGCCAGAUGAGGCUCAGCCAGAGAGAGCUCCGCUGUCCUUGGUGUCGUUGUGUGACGCAGAUCCCCGGCGGCCUUUCGGUCUCACAUCUUCCAGAUGACCCGGAAGUACUUUCAGUUAUCGGUCUGUCUCACUCCUCCGAAUACUCUCCCAUCUUUAUACACUUACCCAAUAGCAGUUGCUACCUGCUGCCUGUCAAUUUGGACACAGAUGGGGCGUUACUUCCUGGAGAACCGGCAUGCCGAUUUGUUCCUAAAAGCAUUGGGGUGUUAAACAUCUCUGAUGGCAGGAGCCUUGUGCUGGGAGAUGACACGGGUGAGGAGGGGACGGAGGAGGUGGCAGUUAAGACCACAGCAUGGACAGGAGUUUGCACUGUACUACUUGUGGCAUUCAUUUUGAUUUUUCUGCUCGGUAUCGUGUUGCAUAACAUGUCCUGUGUCUCCAAACGCUUCACUAUUAUUUCCUGUGGAUGAGACCGAUUAAUCAAUUUCAAUUGUAAAGGACCUACCAAUAUGGCUCAAUCUCUUAAGUGAUUUCAGAUGUGAUUGUGAUUAGGUACAUCACAUACCUAUGGUGAUUAUAUACUGUAGAUGAGCAGAAGGGAAUGAAAGAAGUCAAGGGCACAAUCUAUGCAAUCUGUGGUAUUUCAAAAGCCUAUGAAAGCCCUGGUUCAUUCAUUCUUAGGGAAUGUGUUCAAUUAAUGUGCAGAAAUGUCAUUAAAGAGGUAUUCUUUAGCUGUAUUGACUCCAUGUAUUUGCAUGUCUUGUACCUGAGGGAAAUUAACUUGGUCUCUAAUACUACAGUAGAGUUGUGCGUUAUUGAGUUGUGCAGUUUGUGACUGAAAAAUAAAAUGUAGAAAUGAAAUUACAUAUUACUACGUAGCUGCACUGCCUUUAAAUAAUGUUCAUUGCUGUGUGUAUUUGAUUGGUGUAUGUUUUAUGGUGUUUCAACUAAGCAGUUUCUUUACAUUUUUGACUUUGCCUUGGAUUAAAUGAGAGAAAACAUCA
Carassius gibelio (silver crucian carp) is the source of this 1499-nucleotide messenger RNA. RefSeq names its product E3 ubiquitin-protein ligase rnf152. Gene Ontology annotation, molecular function: ubiquitin protein ligase activity. NCBI's taxonomy places the organism in Eukaryota, Metazoa, Chordata, Actinopteri, Cypriniformes, Cyprinidae. The record is from RefSeq and is a predicted model, not a curated record. Gene Ontology annotation, biological process: negative regulation of TORC1 signaling; positive regulation of autophagy; apoptotic process. The transcript is spliced from 4 exons. Gene Ontology annotation, cellular component: lysosome. The coding region runs from base 378 to 965 and encodes 195 amino acids.